AUGCGCUGCCACCUCCUGCUCGUAUGGGCCCUCGUCGCAUCGCUUGCUGCCGCCGAGAGCCUCCGCGCCGACGACUGCUGCGCGACAGGCACGUGCCCCAACGAGUGCCACCAGGCGCGGCUGCAAUUGAGCCCGCGAUGGAGCGCCAAGCUGCGCAAGUACGUCAAGACGCCCGUGAACCGACG
Messenger RNA from Saprolegnia parasitica CBS 223.65, 185 nucleotides. RefSeq lists its product as hypothetical. Lineage: Eukaryota; Oomycota; Saprolegniomycetes; Saprolegniales; Saprolegniaceae. The record is from RefSeq and is a predicted model, not a curated record. The annotation marks the transcript as partial. The transcript has a single exon.